Messenger RNA from Hydatigera taeniaeformis, 1362 nucleotides. The record is from the annotation of a GenBank genome assembly. Lineage: Eukaryota; Metazoa; Platyhelminthes; Cestoda; Cyclophyllidea; Taeniidae.
AUGGAUAAGCCAGUAAAGCCCACAAAGAAGGACAAGGAGGUGCAGAUAAGGACACCCUUGCGUUUCCUUGAUCAUACAAAGGUGAAGAAAAAUCAGCAACUCGAGGCAAUAUUGGAACGUGAAAACUCGUAUCUGCACACCUCAACCACCGCUACAUAUAUUGGGAAAAUUUUUAAAAAUCGUAUCGAAUUUGCAGGCGAAAAGAAUGCCAAGAAACCACCAGUGAAGAGGAUAAAAUUUUCGCAAGUAGAAAGAAUUAUUCCGAACGAUGAUGCCCUCUGCGUUCAUGUAGGCUGGCGGCAAGGUAAAUCCGUCUCAGUGACUUCCUUUGCGUUUACUGAAGAAGCUGUUUAUAAUGGAUUCAUAAACAACCUUGAGAGUACAAGAGGCUUCGCGCAGGACUCGAAAAAUCAAGCAAAUCAAAGUGCAGGAACAGAGACUUUCUACCGCCCAACACCAUCUUCUCCUUCACCAAGAUGGGAGAAUUCAGAAAAGAAUGCAGAGCCGUCAAUUCACAGACGUUUAAGUGAGGGCUACACAACGAGUUACAUCAUGUGGGAGGAACCUCAGGCGAGAACCCACCACGAUAUGAAGUCUGCCAACUUGCAUAUGCCAAUAAAUGAGGCUCCUAGCUCCUUUGGAACCAGUGAUACCGAAGAGAAUGUUAAGAUUGUGGGACGAGAGGAGGAGGAGGAGGAGGAGGAACAAACGGUGACCGAAGAAAACAUGGACGAGGUACACCACUGUCCCUGUUGUGUUCAACGCUCUGGAAUUAACCUGAAACUCUCAAACCAACAUCUUAAGGCUUACGCGCCAUCAACAGAAAGAGGACAGUCAUAUACUAACUUCCCUGCCCAUUUGUCACACAACUACAAGUGCUACCGUCCUCAUCAGGCACGGACGACGUCAUCGAUGUCAAGAGAGUCUACUACUGACUUCAACGAAACCUUAUUUGAUACCUUCAAUGACAGCGAUUCAACAAUGCUGUAUCCUAUAAGAUCGCGACCCAGAUCUCUUCCUCCACCAAUCCAGAGUACACGAAACGUUGCCAGACCGGCAGCACCACAACAGCGACAUCAACAAACUCAUCACCAACAAAAAUUUGUACCCAAAGUACCACGCAGUUAUCAGCAUACAUUAACCGUUGAUUCUUCGUCAUCUUCGGGCUACACCAGCGCCACAUUUCAUGAAGAUGGUCUUGAAUUAAUCGUGGAUCCCACAACCUCGGGUCAGUACAUUCGAAACCAAAAGCGUUUCGUGACGGGGAGAGUUCACUCAAGAAAUAGAAACGAACCUGCCUACUACUACCGCAAAAAUCCUUCCAGUCUGCCUCGAAUUCCUCGAGUACGAGAUUAUGAUUAA